This is a messenger RNA of Pangasianodon hypophthalmus (striped catfish), 2705 nucleotides long. RefSeq names its product SRSF protein kinase 3 (gene srpk3). Lineage: Eukaryota; Metazoa; Chordata; Actinopteri; Siluriformes; Pangasiidae. Gene Ontology annotation, biological process: protein phosphorylation; spliceosomal complex assembly; regulation of mRNA processing. The record is from RefSeq and is a predicted model, not a curated record. Gene Ontology annotation, molecular function: ATP binding; protein kinase activity. The coding region runs from base 92 to 2248 and encodes 718 amino acids. The transcript has 16 exons.
CCCACAGACCCACCUGUCUCUCCAGCCCUCCUCCACUGCGCAUGCGCAGACCGAGCUGAAGACUCGCGUGCGCGCGGUGACAGCUGUCCCGAUGAUAUCGACUGACGUGUCCAGCGGUAACACAAUCCCGCAGAACAACCGAGCAAAAAAGCCGAAAAAGAAAAAGAAACACCGCAAAGCGACCACAGAGGUGAUUCCUAGUGUGGAGCUCGGGCCCCAGAUCCAGACCGCAGAUGAAGUGUGCCACAUCCUUACUAUUCACAGAACCACCACUCCCCCAGACACACCACCCUCCCCUCCUCUGAAUCUCUCACAAAGUCCUCCAGACCUUCAGCCCGUGGCUCCAGAUCUCCAAGCCGUAGCUCCAGACCUUCAGCCCGUAGCUCCAGACCUCCAACCCGUAGCUCCAGUCCACCACUCGGCCCCGAUCUCGGUCCCUGUUACAGCGCUUCCUUCUCCCUACAUACUCUCAUCACCAGAAACACCUAGCGCUUCCAUACCUCCUUCACUGGGUCUACCUUCUGCCUUCUCCACAACCCCUCCCACUCAGAUCACCCCGUCCAAUCCGACAACCCCGCCUCAGGCUCUCAGUCCGCCCCCGCCUGAUUUUACCCCACCCCCAGCAGAACUCCUCGGGUCAGAUGAUGAAGAGCAGGAGAAUCCUGCAGAUUACUGCAGAGGAGGUUAUUACCCAGUGAAGAUCGGAGACCUGUUUAAUGGCAGAUAUCACGUAGUCAGGAAGCUCGGGUGGGGUCACUUCUCUACCGUGUGGCUUUGCUGGGAUCUUCAGAGGAAGCGAUUUGUGGCCCUGAAGGUGGUUAAGAGUGCUCCGCAUUACACAGAGACUGCUCUAGACGAGAUUAAACUACUGAAAUGUGUUCGAGACAGCGACCCUACAGACCCCAAACGGGAGACGAUAGUUCAGCUCAUUGAUGAUUUCAAGAUAUCCGGAGUCAACGGUGUCCAUGUGUGUAUGGUGCUGGAGGUGCUUGGGCACCAGCUGCUUAAAUGGAUCAUCAAGUCCAACUACAUGGGCCUGUCUCUGGUGUGUGUGAAGAGCAUCCUCCGUCAGGUUCUGCAGGGUCUGGAUUACCUACACACCAAGUGUAAGAUCAUCCACACAGACAUCAAGCCAGAGAACAUUCUCCUCGACGUGACCGACGUGUACGUGAGGCGCUUGGCUGCAGAGGCUACGCUGUGGCAGAAAGCUGGAGCUCCGCCUCCAUCCGGCUCCUCUGUUAGCACGGCUCCAAGGGACAAACAGACGGGCAAGUUGUCAAAAAACAAGAAAAAGAAGUUGAAGCGGAAGGCGAAGCGGCAGCAGCGGUUGCUGGAUGAGAGGCUGCAGGAUCUACAGAGGAUGGAGGAGCUGGACGGACUCGCUGCACCAGACAGUUGCGGAAACACGCGGAUGCUCUGGAAGCUCAGUGAAAACGGGGACGAGACAGAAACACACACACAGAUGAACAGUAACGGGUAUCAUGCACCGGGCACGAAGGGUAGCCCGGAGUCCGGAUCAUCGUGGUGUGAGGAUGGAUAUAACGGCUACGGGCCUCUGCGUUUCUCCAGCCCUGGAUCUGCUCUCUCUGGCACGUCAAGCUCCAUACUGUCUGCUACCUCCGAGUCUGCACUUUCUACACUGUCCGGAUACUCCACAGAGAGGGACAGCCAGAGAUCUGCGUUCUCCCCCAACACGUUCAGCGCAGCAGAUUUCCUGGUGAACCCACUGGAACCGCAAAACGCAGAUAAAAUCCGCAUCAAGAUCGCAGACCUGGGCAAUGCCUGCUGGGUGCACAAGCACUUUACAGAGGACAUUCAGACGCGCCAGUACCGAGCGGUGGAGGUGCUGAUCGGGGCCGAGUACGGUCCUCCAGCAGACAUCUGGAGCACAGCAUGUAUGGCGUUUGAGUUGGCAACAGGAGACUAUCUGUUUGAGCCUCAUUCGGGGGAAGAUUACACUCGGGAUGAAGAUCACUUAGCUCAUAUCAUUGAGCUCCUGGGUGCCAUCCCUACUCAUUUCGCUCUCUCAGGCAGAUAUUCACGAGAGUACUUCAACCGCAGAGGUGAGUUGCGGCACAUCAGUAACCUGAAGCCGUGGGGUUUGUUCGAGGUGCUGCUGGAGAAGUACGAGUGGCCGCUGGAGCAGGCGGCUCAGUUCAGCGACUUCCUCCUCACCAUGCUGGAAUUUGUACCAGAGAAACGAGCUACUGCGGCAGAAUGCCUGCAACACCCCUGGUUAAGCUCUUAACACACACACACACACACACACACACACACACACAGUUCGUGCAGUUUGGUAACCAGUGCACGGGUAUAAACUUUUCAGUAUGUUGUGUCGGUAUUAAGGCUAAAAACCAGAAGGAACAGUAUCAUGAGCACACAGUUUUCUUAGCUAGAACCUCAAAUCUAUCAUUUUUAUAAAUAUUUAAAGAAGUUUUGAUCUCUCUACAUGGUGCAGAAGAAGUCUGAUGUGUGUGGUGUCGGCUGUUUUCAUCAUCCAGUCAUCUCGAUGUGUAGGACGGUCAUACGGUUUAUAUGUUACAAUAGUGCCUUGACGCCUUAAGCUUCAAACAGAAAAUAUUUAAAAGUAAAUAAAAACGGCUUCACCUUUUUAUAUUUGUUCGCCGUGUGAGGAAUGCUUGUUGUUUGUGAACAUGCAGUACUAUACAUGAAGACUUGACAAAAUAAAGAUAUGAACUCUUGAA